This is a messenger RNA of Physcomitrium patens, 2797 nucleotides long. RefSeq lists its product as uncharacterized. NCBI's taxonomy places the organism in Eukaryota, Viridiplantae, Streptophyta, Bryopsida, Funariales, Funariaceae. The record is from RefSeq and is a predicted model, not a curated record.
AUGGAAUGAGAAGUGUACCGCUGUGUGUGUUGUCGACGCAAGGCAGGCGUGGUCAGGAGAUUCAAGGGCUUUCGAAUACGUCAAUCGUUGACCUCGAUGCUCUGUGUGGCUCGAUACUCAUCCUUUGCGUACCAGUGGGGUCCAGGCAGUCCAUCGCUGCCAAGCUUGAAGAACAAUUAGUCCGCCUCACAACGCCUUCGAGGUUUGUUACACCAGAUUUACUCCAGAGCUUCGAUAGCUUAGUAGGCACAUCGAAUUAUCUUUAAUAUGCUAGAUUAAAAUUCAAAGAACCUUCGCAGCCGUAUGUCCAGUGCGUAGUCUAAUCGCGCUUGGCACCACUUUUGUUCGGUCGAGUCUUCGAACUUGCACCAGCAGGUCAGGAGGAUGUUCUCUCUUUUUUGUGAUUAGAACACCUUUUAUUUUGGUGAAAUAACGCUUCCCUUCUCCACCUAUAUUUGCAUUCCGACUUCAGAAAAACUGAGAGUGUUUCAAUUAUGGAAUCCUCGAAAUUAGGAGCUUGUCUCAUUCUUCGCAUAACUUCACGACUGACAACAAGUUGCUGCUGAAGAGAAGUUGCGCAUACUUGGAUAGAUAUCUUCUUAUUAUUGAAGACCAGUCUGUGGGGUCUGCUCUGCUCUUUGCGAUUGAUCGUUUAGUGUCCGCACACUACGUAGUGCCUCAAAAUAUGUAAAGGACAGGGGAAAUUAAGGAGUUUUUUUUUUUUUUUUUUUUUUUUUUGUUGUUGUUGUUGUUGUUGUUGAAAGGAUGUAAACCUUUGGAAGGAAGUUGCAGAAUUCCCAGGUCACUUAACCGUCGGCUCAGGGCAUCAGUAGGUGAAUCCACUGCCCAGAAAGACGUCAUGCCCCUCUAGGCACAAAUUUGCUUCCAGCGCCAGUCCCGUGCCCCUUUACUUCGGCGAGCUGAUCGCAAAUCACCGUUUACUUCGAUCUCCUUCGAGUGAUUCUCGCUUGGAAUUCAGCUGGACGCUCAUUGGCAGAUGAAUUUGAGGAGAUUUGAGGCGGGUUUGGAGUGAAGCAGCCCUCAAGUCGGUGUGUUCCGAAGGUGAAGGUGGAGGAGGAGGCUAAGGCCGUCGUAAUGUUGGAUGGCGCUUUCGGCAGUGAGAAUGGCUCUAUGUGGAUCGCUCCUGCAACGUGCUUCAUUACCCACCACUCCCUCCAAUCUGCAGAGUGAUCAAAAGCCGAAAUGGUAUUCCUUGUGCCAGCAGCCAAAGUAUAUUACCUCUUUCGUAGUUGUGCUCGUGCUCAUCUUCACUCUCAGCAGCGUUCAGAGCGAUCCUCUUUCCGCGUGUUACUUUCCGCGUGGAUUGAUGACCCAGGGAUUGCGCUUACGGUUGUGCAGAUUUCAUUCUUGGAUAGAAUCGAUUCAUCUUUCAAAAUCUCAGGACAGAGCAAGGGGUUAUCGGUUGAAGGCACUGAUGGAUGUGAUUUAUCAGCAAAUACAUCGAGAAAAUCGGUCACCGAGUUGAGAAGCAGGUCAAAAGGUCAUGUAGCAACCGCACCAUGCAGGCAAGACGGGGUAAAUCUGCCGCAGGGCAUAAUUGUGGCGACCACAGAUUUACAAAUGCGGUCUCUCUACCCAGAAGAUGAGAAACAAGUCCAAAAUUCCAUGCCGAACAACCUGCUCGCAAUGGCAGUGGGUAUUAAGCAAAAGAAAGUAGUCAACGACAUUGUCCAGAAGUUUCCACUCAGCAACUUCACUAUUAUGCUGUUCCACUACGAUGGGAUUGUUGAUCAGUGGCAAGACCUUCCCUGGAACAAUCAAUCCAUCCAUAUUGUUGCCUCGCAUCAGACCAAAUGGUGGUACGCCAAACGAUUCAUGCACCCAGAUAUUGUGGACCGUUACAAUUACAUUUUCCUUUGGGACGAGGACCUCGGAGUUGAACAUUUCAAUGCUGAAAGGUACUUGGAGAUAAUGCAAGCCGAGGGUCUAGAAAUCUCUCAACCUGGUCUUGAUUCUCAAUCAUCAAAAAUCCACCACCAAAUCACUCGUCGUCAUCCACACAUGAUCGCGCAUAAGUCAAUUCUUACAAACUCGUGCAAACCAGAGAAGAAAGCAGUUCCGUGUACAGGAUAUGUGGAGGUAAUGGCGCCUGUUUUUUCGAAGGCAGCUUGGAAGUGCGUUUGGUAUAUGAUCCAGAAUGAUUUGGUUCAUGGGUGGGGCGUUGACUUCAAACUUGGCUACUGCGCUCAGGGGUUGCGAAGUGAGAAAGUGGGUGUGAUCGAUGCAGAGUACAUCCUGCACAAAGGCAUUCCAUCUCUUAGUGGGGCGAGUGCGAAAAAUGCUGCUCAGACGGCGUACGAUCCUCGCAAAGAGGUGCGGAGGAAAUCCAGCCAAGAAAUGCUGGAAUUUCAGAAACGAUGGACGGAGGCCGCGCGGGAUGACCCAACAUGGAAGGAUCCGUAUGAAGAGUACGCCGCAGCUGAGAUGCGCUACGCAAAUGCGAGAGCAUCAUUAGGACUGACGUAGUUGACAAGACAAUCGGCUCCGGAGCUUCACCGACGGCGCUGAGUUCAUGACCCGCAUGCAUCAAGCACGGUGCUCGAAUCUGGAUGAGAGCAGGAUUGCUGCCGCUGCGAUCGAUCCUGAUCCAGACACCAACAUCCAAUGCUGUGAAUUCUCGAAGACCCAGUCGCCGUGCUUGUUCCUCUCAAUCUGACAGGCUCCGACACCUCGCAUGAUCCGGUUUUUGCACAUAUACCAUGUUCAUUGCUUCUUGUUAAUUUCUAUAUAUAUAUAUAUAUAUAUUGUACCAUUUCACGCAGUACCAUUUCACCCA